CAAGACAUCGUUACGGUGAGAGGAGAGAAGAGCGGACGAGAAGAGCCGACUUUGGCUUUGGUGGUAACCGUGACGUGACGGAAUCUUUGAGUUGUGAGGCUGACCGUGUUUUGCUCUGCUGUCCUGUCGCCUGUCGCCUCUGUACCUCGUCUUUCCUCAACCACUCUCUUUCUCUCAUCCGCGCGUCGCAACUCUACCUCUCCGCCUUCCGACUUCGGCGCAUCAUCGACCCCUGUACAACUAAACCAACGCGCCUAUACUCUGGUCUAUCUGGCAUCACCCCGGCGCGCACUAUCACUUGCACAACGCAGACCUCCAACUCCUCCUUCUGGACACCACUCCACCACCGCCGUUCAAAAGAACGGCUCACAUCGCCCCACGGCCUGGUCAUGCCCGACAUCGAAGGCCCCUAUCCCGCAGUACCCGCGCUGUCGCUUCGUUCUAACAGGGCCCCCUACAACUACGACCUUGAACGCACCCAGCAAGCUGGGCCGAGCAAGUCUCGCCUCCCGCUUGCCACCUCGUCUACAACCGCUCAACAGCAGUCACACCCCGCUUCCCCCCACCCCCUCACCAACUCUAUCCGCGCCGAUAGCAUGUACACGCCUCCAUCAGAAUCGCGUCUCCGUUCCGCCAAGAUCGACAGGUCGCGUCGUCCACACAGUGCUUACCCUCCCACCGAUGAGCCUGUGUACCAUGUACAGCGCAAAUACACGGACCCGACCCCCCACUCGGGCGCGUACCUGGGCAUGGAGCAGCCUCCCAGCCCCAUGCCCUCGGGAUCCAACCCUCAGCUCGACGUUGAUCUUGAUGUCUACUCCCAGGAUUACAGCGAACUCGACGAUGACAUGCGCCAGUUGGGCGAUGACAUGCGCGAGCCUACGCUGAGCUUUGCCACCACGUCGACCGUCGACUCGACAGCCAGCUCGCCUUCUAUUGGUGAGGCGUACACUUAUGGCACAGAACGAGUGCUGGAUGGCAAACCAGAGCACGAGCCUCGUAUCCGCAUGAGGACGGGGCGCCAGAACGCGUAUUCAUCUGCAGAGUCCUCGAUGGCAUCUGGCGCCUUCUCUUAUCACGCCUAUAGCGAGUACAACCAGCAGCCUCCAGUGCCACCCCUCCCUGCCGACCUCAGCAUGGGGCUCAACCGCAAUGGCUAUCGUGUAUCCACAAACGAGACCAACUCGACGGCGAGCUAUCACGCGACAUCUCCCAGCUCGUCCUACGUGCAACGUCAGCCCUGGCGCUCGCCCGUCAUGGCAAGAGACCGUAGCCUUUCGGUGUCGACCACAGACGAGACCGAAGAGUCUUCGGGAUCGGGGGAAGAGCGUCUGUCUUCAGCAUUCGAACAUUCCUUCAGCUACCUCUCAGGAUCGCUGCCAGCAAGGCAACCGUGGGAGGACGACAGCGAGAUUCUCGCCGAGCCCAACGCACUGGCAAUGGUAGACGACGGUCGGGGCGCAAUUCUCAAUCAAGAAAAGCUAGAGGCCAUGGGCGGCGUUCGUGUCCUGAGCGCAAUGUCGGACAAUGACUUGUUACGUCUGCCCCGUUUCACCCAUCUGCUUCUCGCUGGAGUGGGUCCCAGCAUCCUCGACGCACUGCCAGCGCUGCUGGACGUGCUCUCGACCACCCUCGUUGUUCUUGACAUUUCGAACAACGACCUGACAACUCUGCCUACGGCCCUAAGGCAUUGCUCUUCCCUCGAGGAGCUCAACAUCUCUCACAACCCCCUGCUACAGCUCCCGUCCCUGUUGGGCGAGUGCACAAGCCUGCGCAUGCUGGUGGCCGAUGGGUGUCUGCUCUCCAACCUCCCGGUGGAGCUUGCGCAGACUCGUUCUCUGCACACUCUGUGCGUGCGCGGCAACCGCCUCGUCACAUUGCCACCGUGGCUUUGCCUCCUUGGCCACCUUGAGACACUACGAAUCGACAACAACCCCUUCGCGGCACAGUGGCAGCCGAUCGUGGCCCCAAUCCUCGCUUCGACACUUCGCAGUGGUAAUCACUCGCGCUCUUCAUCCGCAGCAUCCAACUAUGCUCGGCCGGGGACAACGCAGUCCAAUUACCGGCCCACAACAGCAGGACUGAACUCGGCAAUGAGUUCGCUCAACGCCUCGCAGACGUCCGUCGGCGGCCCGUCAUCGUCUGCUGACUCCCUCGGUCUCGGCCUCCAGAAUGGGAGGACGCAGUCGGUCCCUCAGUCUCUCCGUACGACCACACGCGCGGCAGCUAAGCAGGACUCCCCUAUGCGGGCACCAAAUCGCAGCAUAAGCAACCCCAACCCGCACUCGGAGAUCCUCUCUGAUCGCACCUCUGCGCCGUCAAACCGUCGCGUGUUUAGUGCAGCGCACUACACGGACGAGUCGGAGGCUGAGGGUAGUGAGAAGAACAGCAAGUGGGGUUUCCUCCGCAAGGUGUCUCUCUCUCGUCUGCGAACAGAAAAGGACCGCUCCGCGCAGAUGAGCGCAUCAGCCGCUGCAAACAUCUCGUCGAUGCCCUCCGGCCCAGUCAUCUCGGCACCUACCCUCAUUGGCGGGCCCCCCAAGCGCCCACCGCUCAGCGCGGACCACUGGUCCACUGGCAUGAUCCCCACGCGGCCCCGCGGCGCGUCGCAAAGCAGUGCAGAUUUGGCGGUUCCCUCCGCGUCAACCAUGUCGGUGCCCAAGCUUCCGGUCAACGCCUAUGGCUCGGCCUCUGGCGGUGCGCGCAGCAAGCGUCGCAGCUUUUUGCCCAUUGACCCCAGCCCACCGUCGCUGAAUGUGGCGAUUCCUUCCAUGUCCCCUUUCAUGGCCCCACAGGCAACCUUGGCCGAUGGCGAGCACCCGCACGCGUUGGCGGACGAUGCCGUGGAAACGCUGGGGGACAACGAGGGGCUGUAUUUGGGGCGUCACACCCCGUCGACGCACCACGCUUACGCCCGCUCAGUGGACAAUCUGUCCAUUAACGAGCACGAUGGGCGGUACUCGCGUGGCUUGGAUUCUAUCAAGAGCUACCUCCGCGACCUUUACGACCUCUCCCUACCUCCAGGGGAUCCGUAUGGCGCAUUCGAGGUCAUUCAGUCCCAGGCUUCGACAGUGGGGUCCGACACUCUCUCUCCACUGGGUGACAACGCGAAGCUGCGAGACUCGGUUGCCGAGUCCACAACGACGUCUGCCCGUCACCUCACCAUCAGCAGCGCGAUCCCAUCGCGGAGCGUCUCGAUGGUCAGCGUCGGCAGCGAGCGACACUCGGCAUACUCGUCGACUGGCGCGCUUGACCCUGAUGUUCAGAAGCGCUACAAGGACGACCCAUCGAAGCGCACCCGCGUCCUCCACGAAAUCUUCGAGACCGAGAAGACCUACGUCCGUGGCCUCGAUGAGUUGGUACAGAUUUACGUGCGUCCAGCGAGCCUUGCGGCCGGCAGCUCCAAGGGCGAAACUGUGAUCCCCAUGGCCGAGCGCAAGGUCGUGUUCGGCGGAGUUGAGUCGAUCUUGAUCUUCCACCGUGACAACUUCCUUCCUGCCCUUGAAAGGGCCCUCGAUCCCCUCCUUCAGAAAGGCGAUGACGCGAGCGGCGCCGUGUCAGCCUUGGCUGCACACAAGGUGGGCGAGGAGUUCCGAAAUUACAUUGCCUACAUGAAGCAGUACUCGACCUACAUCAACAACUUUGACAAUGCGCUGUCGCGCAUGAAGACGUGGCUACUGCAGUCCAACGGCUCAUCCACGCCAUCCCCAGCCAAGGGCGCAGGCGCUAUCGGCGUUGCAGCCGUUGGGGCCAGCUUGGUUGGCUCCGCCGUCCUUCCCGUGGGCGAGAGUGUCCCGCAGUCUGGAGCGUCCCUUACUCCCGCACAACGUAAGCGCGUCAAGACGUUCCUCAAGCGGGCCAAGGAGAACCCCAAGCACUCGCAGAUCAACCUCGAGUCGUAUCUCCUUCUCCCCGUGCAGCGCAUCCCGCGGUACAAGCUCCUGCUCAGCGAUUUGGCGCUGUGCACGCCUCCGCGCGAGAGCAUCGGGCCGAACGACGCCCUCGACGACGCGAUUCACGAGAUCACAACUCUGGCGUCGCUCAUGAACGAGGAGAAGCGCGAGGCGGAGUCUCGCCUUCGGCUGUUGGCAUGGCAGCAGCGUAUUACGUCACGAGGCCCGAGCCCCCUCGUGCAACCGCAUCGCAAGCUUAUCCUCGACGGCGCACUCACCCUCAUUCGCGUUGUCAAGAAGGCGAGCGCAUACGCAGAGGUCGACGGUCCGCCCCAGCUCAGCGGCGUGGAUGGUGACUCGACGAUCACGGGCAACAAGACGGUUGUGCCCGUCGAGUUCAUCAAGCCCGAGCCAAUGGAAAAGCCGAUCAUGCUCAUCCUCUGCUCGGACAUGCUUGUGCUUGUGCAGCAGCGCCCCGGCGAGGGCUGGGAGGGCAGUGUAGACCUCUUCUCGGUGCUGCGCAUGGCAACUGUGCGCGAGCCAGCGAGCGUGAGCGCGUCCAACGACCGCGUUUUGCGUGUUGUGGACAACAGGUCAAUUUACUACUUCAAUGGCGGCACGCACGCAACAACGCUGCAGUGGUGCAGGGCCAUCAACGGGCAGAACAGUCGGUAGCGCAGGUUUGUGGUUCCAUCCGGUUAGGAACAAUGUGUUUUCGUUGUACCAGAUAUGCAGACGUGCUAGAGUUCG
Molecule: messenger RNA, 4643 nt
Organism: Cutaneotrichosporon oleaginosum
Lineage: Eukaryota; Fungi; Basidiomycota; Tremellomycetes; Trichosporonales; Trichosporonaceae
Biological process (GO): intracellular signal transduction
Cellular component (GO): cytoplasm
Molecular function (GO): protein binding; guanyl-nucleotide exchange factor activity
Source: RefSeq, a predicted model, not a curated record